UAUAGUGGUGUAACCAAACCCAAGAUCUUCCAUGUACCGCUUAACUUCAUAGAAGGAAGAAGGAAGCGUCUCACCAACAGGUAAAGCUUUCUUGACUAGGUCCAGAUUCAUGUUGAAGGCUUUAUCAGUACUAUUGGUUACCAGUUUAUUGUUCAGCAAUUUCAUAACAAAUGAUAAUCUAGAAAAGUCUUUGCAUCCAGGGUAUAAUGGCAAAUUAGCAUCACGGAUUAGCCGAGCCAAUUUAUCAUUGAGGUCUGUUAUAUUAGAAUAAUUAGGUGUUGUUGACCCCUCAAUGAUAGGAGCAUUUCCAGAAGAAGCACGCAGCAUAUCCCCUAACAUAUCAGCCAUGUCAUCCUCUAAACCCUCAGUCUCAGGCGCAACUAUAGGUUGCCUAGGAUGAUGUCUAGUACUCCCAAAGUCAAACGACUCACCAUGAUGGAUCCAUGUAGUAUAUGUCUCCACCAUGCCAUUCCUGGUUAUAUCAUCUGCGACAAUCUCCAACUUCUUGAAGUUUCGAUUAUUGCACCUUUUACAAGGGAAUCUAGUUCUACCUAGCGUAUCAACAUGUUUGCUGGCAGCCCCUAUGAACUCAGAAACCCCCUUUUGAUAUACAUCACAAAACCUAUCCUUAAGCUUAAUCCAAUUUCUACUCAUUCAAUCUGUGCGUAAAGAAACUGACCUUCCCUUUAUAGGCAGUUGGUCAAGAAGGAAGCACAGCAUGAGAUGAACUAGAAAAGGAUCUGCAGAGGGUAUAUGACAAACCAUUAGGAACCAGUUGACUUACACGAUUUAUCUGAAUGUCAGAAAAAUUGAAGACAUAAAUCGAAUCUUACCUUUGCUUAGUGCUUGGGCCGCCUUCUCUCUAUUCUAAUUAGCACAACUGGAUGGUUGAAGGAUCGAAGAUAUAAGCAGCACCUGCCACCGAGUCAAUGACAAGGAAACACAAGAGCUCAUUCAGAUAGAUAACCCACCAGAAUAGUCUUAAGCUAAAUUAGCAUUACAUAGUAGCCACGGGAGAGAAGGAUGACGCUUACCUAUUUCUGAGACCAGCGAGUUUGCUAUGGGAAACGAGGGAGGGAGAAAGACCAGCGAGUUUGCUCUCCAAUCCGUAAAGAAAUUUAGGUUUCGGAGAUAGGGGAUAUUUGAACUACGGUGGUGACGAGGAGAUUGGUGGAACAGCUACGAUGACGGAAAUCCCGCCGGAGAGUGGCCGGCCCGAUUGGUGGAGGACGGGUAAAGGAUUUUGAUGUUGGGGUCCUUUGGAUUUUUUUUUGGUAAGAGGUUCCUUUGGAUUUUGAUAGACUGCGAAAUUUCAAGAGCCAAGGAAAAAGGAGUAUAAUUGUUCUCCCGAUCGAGGAAAAGAGGUUGCAGACUAAAAACACCAAGUAUGACAAAAUGCCAUUGUCACAUAUCGAGACCACUAUAUUAAGACCAACAUUACAUUUCGUCAGAUCGGCGAGGGCUUAUGGUGCUCUAUUGUGACAAACCAAUUUUUCGUCUAAAGAAUUCAUCAAGACAUAAUAUGACAAACUAUACUUUGACGAUCACAUUUUGUCACUUUAUGUCUCUUACAACCCGAUGUGGGUUACCUAUUUUGACGAACCAUAUAGUGACACACAAACUUGGUCACUUUAUAAACUUUAACUGACAAAGUAUUCUGACAAACUGAUAUUUUGUCACAUUAGGAGUACCAAAUGUGAUAUUUACAAUUUUUGUCAUAUUAUAGUAUCUAUUAUGACAAAAGUAAAAUGACAAAAAAAAUUUUUUGUCCUAAUAGGCCGAAUUUGUUGUAGUGGUUCGUGAAUAAUGUGAGAACUCUUCUUUUGAACAAUCUUAAUACAGUUGAAUGUCGUUUGUGGUGGUUGCCAACUUUACUUUGUUUUUUUCCAUACGUUGGUGCCAAAUAACCAUUGUGAUUCAUUCAAUUUGUGCCCUAUGACAUGCCCCAAAAAUUGUGUUGAAAAAGAAGUUGUAAGCUUACCUUGUUUUGUACUUGGUUUGCUUUGGGACAAGCAAACGUCUAAGUGUGGGGGAGUGAUUCGGGCUCAAUUGUACACAUUUUACCCCUCACUUAUUAUUCGUUUAGCUUAGUAUUUCAUCGUUCCUCAACAUAUUUCACGCUAGGUUGUACUUGUUUUGAUACAUUUCAGGUCCUAGCAUGUGAGGAAGGGUCGAGGACGAGUUUUGGGAUAACUGGAGGUCAAAAAGUGCAAAAACCGAACAAAAGUCCGAAGACCGUGACAAUUGCCCCAUAACAGUGAAGUGAAGGCAUCCCAUGAAACAGCCGCAGUUCACAACCGGACAAGGCUGUGAACAUGGACCACAAACCGUGAACAUCGAGCAGUCCAGCGAGGUUCGUGAAGUUAGUGACCACAAGGCAGUUCACUGGUCACUUUCGGGCAAAUAUGAAGACAACAGCGUGGAGAGGGAAAUGGGAAAUGGGUGUAGUUCUAGUGAGACAGAGAGAGUGCUAGAGUGAUCUUGGAGCAUCAUGGAGGCUUGGGUGGAAGAUUCAAGCCUAGAAGAAGAAGAUAUUGAGCUCAAAAUUGUAAUCCAUCUCUCUCCCUCUCUAGAAACUCACUCUUUUCUCUUUGGGUGUUGUAGAUCCCUAACUAAUACUUUGUAAUUACUUGUUUAGAUUAAAUGAUUAAGUGUGAGUUUGUAUCAAUUUGAGUAUUAGAGGUGUUUUCAUGGUAUGGGAUGAUUAAACUAAGUUAGAUGGAUUUUUUUUUUGGAUAGGUGUGUCCUUGUAAAGAAUUAGAAUAUCUAAAGUCACAUUUCCAUAUUAUUCUUGAACGCUUGAGAUAAAUAUAAAUUUUGUAUCCAAGCAAAAUGACCCAUAAAAUAUGUGGUUAGAUAGUCAGAAUCAAUAUAUCUCAUUUAUGUUGAUAUGGGUAAACUUGAUGGAAAAGACAACAAAUUAUUUAUUGCUCUAUAGAGGUCUUUGUCUAGUUAUUGGAGAUGCUAAUUUGAAAUAUCUUGAGAAAUGAUUAAUCGCAUUGUUAUUGAUUGCACUGAUUUUUCAAUAUAUCGCAUGCUUGUGGUAGAGUUAACAAACCAGUGUAGUGAUAUUUAGAAGAGCAUAUGAGUGUGUUUUAUGUUUUCAACAAGGUAGAAUACAUUUGUAUAGCCAAAACUUUCGCGCUUGUGACAAUAAUAGCCAAUUUUGGAGAAAUACAACUUAUAGCCAAUUUCUUCCAAUACUUUAACGGUGUCAUCUAACAAGCUGACUGGAUAAACAGAAAUGCUGACUUGGUAAUAUUGUAUCAACAAAUAGCAAUAAUUUUUUUUGAUAAAUCCACAAAAUCCUUCCUUUCGUAAAUUCCACAACCACAAACCAUUUUUAUUCUCUCUCCUCUCUUACUUCUUUCCUCUUCUCUCUCCCCAGCCGCAACCCUUGUUCGACGGCUACUCCAAAUUCCCCCAUUCCAAUUCAAAAAUCCUUCUAUCAACUUCCAUCCAAUCUCAUCCUCAGAUGCAUCUCUAGAUCUACUAAAGCGAGAGAGGAGAAAGCCCCGUCGUCCAGGGAUCAGUAGUUCCUUCACUCUUUUCCUUGUGGUUCUCUUCUCCCUGUAUCGGUGGCCAGCUCUCAGAGCCCCGACGCCGAUGCCAUGAUGAAGCUCAGAGGCAUCUCAAUGCUGACAACAACCUAGGGUGGUCCGGCCAAAACCCGUGUUCCUGGAGCUGGAAAGGCAUGCAGGGGUUUCUUCCGCCGGAACAACUCCAUCAUCUCCAGCUACAUCACCGCCGUCUUCAGCGAUGACCAUUCCACUUCCCUAUUCAAUCUAUAAAACCCCCACCAAUCAUCUCCAGCACCACCCCUGCCGUCAAUCGACAAUGAUUCCCACUUGGAUGAGAGAUAGGAGUAGAUCUAGAAGAAAAGCCAGUCACGUUGGGAGGCUCGCCAACACAACAGUGACGGGAUGCAGGCGGCGAGCGAAGGAACAAAUGUAGAAGAAAAGAAGUCACGAUGGGUUAAGGCUUACUAUGAAGGCUUCAUUCUCUCUAAGCUCAGCAAAUAUGGAGAAGAGAUUUCAGUUGGCAAUGGCGGAGGUUGUGAGGGAUAGUGAUGCGACAAAUUGGGGGGAGGGGAAGGGUCUCGCAGAGGAAGGUGAAAAGCAUAGAUGAUAUUUUAAUUUUUGUUUUUAUAAUUUUAGUUUAAUUUGUGUUACCAUAAUGGCUUCAUCCAAGAAAAAGACUCCGAAAAAAAAUUUCAUUAAUUAAUUAUUUUUAUUAAUUAAUUUAUGACGUGUAAUUAUUAAUUAAUUUAUGAUGUGUCACUUUCAGCUUAUUUGGCGCUGACGUGUACGAUGAUUGGAAGUCUAGUCAGCAAACCGUCAAAUAAGUUGACGGUGUUAAUAACACCGUCAAAGUAUCUAACGGAAAUGGCUAUAUUUGUCCUGGAACAACUUUAAAAGCUGGAUAUAAGUGGUAUUUCUCCAAAUUUGGCUAUUAUUGACACAAACACGAAAGUUUUGGCUAUACAAGUGUAUUUUGCCUUUCAACAAUAAAAACACAUAGUUCCUAUGAAAUGAAAUACUCAUGUUGUUGUGAAAUCCAUUGAUGCCAAUAAACUUAUGUUUUAAAUCAAGAAAUAGUGGGGGUAGUAUGUUGCCUACUAUUAGAAAUAAUGGAUCUAGUGGGGUUGAUGAAUCUGAGUAUGAGCUCAGAAGAGACAAAUGAACCAUAAAUCAGUAAAGGAUUUUGGUUAUGAAUUUGUUAUUUACACCCCUACAAGUCUGCUAGAAGUUCGAACUUCCAUAAAGAUGCAUAUUUGUAAAAGAAUCCAUUAUUAACAAAAUGGAAUUAUGGAGUCUAAUAAGAUUUAUGAUCUUGUAUAGUUACCUCUUGGUCGUAAGCCGUGGGUAACAUAUCGCUGGAAUCGAACAAGAUUUCGCAUCUUUAAGAGUUACCUCGUGGCAAUGAAGCCAUGGGUAACAAAUGAAUUCUUCAUGAAAAAACUAAAACUUGAUGGUUUCGUUUAUGAGUAUAAGUAUCGCCUACUAGCUAAAACUUUAGGCGAAGAAGGAAAAAUUGAGGAUUUCUUUGAUAUCUAUUCACCACAUCUUGAAUAACAUCCAUGUAUGAUUGCUAGUAUUGCGCGUCACAUGGAUUGUUAAAACUGUUUCGUGAAUGGUGGUUUAGAUAAAGAAAUCUACUUGGGACAACUGAUAGACCGAUAAUUACACAUAUUUUCGCCCCUAUUCUUGAGCUGUUUGAGAGGUUGACUCUCGGGUUUUAAGCCGAUUUCACGCGAGGUUGUGUGUUUAUGUCGUAUUUCAGGACCCGGCGUUUGAAUCGAGGCGAAGGAACGAGAUUCGGGUCGAAAGGAGCAAGUGAGGCUUGAAGCGGGCUGGAGGAAGAAAAUACCCGGCCAUGACCAAAAAUACCCGGCCGGGUAUUAUUCUGAGGAGACCGGGGAUUUUUCAUUUUGGCGUCUGAGAAACAGGGAGGGUUCCGGUCUGGAAGGCAGAAAUCCCCGACCGGGGAUUAUUGGAGGAGACCGGGUAUUUUUCCCCUGGCCAAAAUGCGCGUUUCAACUAUACUCGGUCGAGACCCAAAAUACCCGACCGGGUAUCGCGAAGGCAGCUGUUUUAAGGGAAAAGAAGGCUGAAAAUCAGGGGAUUCGAGUUUUAGAGAGAUAGAGCGAUUCCUAGAGAGAGAAAGCGACGAACAAGAGUCUCCAAGUGCCCUAGCUUGAUCUUCAUCACCAUUGGAGCUUGGCUUGAGCUUGGAGGAGUGCCAAUCAAUGUCCAGGAGCAGGAAUCCAUCCUUCACAGUAUGAAUUCCGCGUCUGUUUCUGCUUUUGCUUCUUUCUCCAUGGAGAAGUUCUCCCAUUCAUCUGGGUAUGGAGAACCCUAGAUUUGUAUGUUAGGUUUGAUUGUAUGAACCCAAGUACUGAUUCUGUGAUUUGAUUAUAUUUGACUGAGGUUUGAAUGAUUGAAUGGCAUGAAUCCUGAUCAAAUUCCUGUUGUUUCUGCUUUAACCUAGUGGAGGUUUUGUUUGUUAAGGCCUCAAUCUGUUUACUCCGGUGGAGGUUAGUCUCCCGGAGGAGACUCAGAUUGAGAGGGUCUGAAGACCUUUAGUCGAGACUUCAGGCUGUUUGAGAACCUUCCGCAGUAUAACUAUCAUAGAAACUGAACUUGGUAAUUGCAAUCCGGCUUAACUGCAGUCUAGGGGGAACCAUAUCCGGGUGACCUCUCUUAACUUGAAUACAACCGUUUACUUGCUUUGUUAGUUUGUUAGUUUAGACUUGCAUUAAAGUUUCAUUGCUAGAUAACAAGAAUUCACUGAGUAGUCAUCAAAUCUAGGACCCGGGUUGACAUUUAAACCCAAACCCGCUAUACUACGCUUUAGGAAGUGGUUUCACUUGGCCAAUUCCUGGAGUGACAGUAGAAAUGAGUCAACAACCUAAAGGGUUGUUAUUCCUGAACAUGUUUUUAAAGUCUAUGGUGAGACAAAUCGUGGUAUGAUUUGAAAUAGACUUUAAAGAUCAUG
Messenger RNA from Linum trigynum, 6498 nucleotides. Lineage: Eukaryota; Viridiplantae; Streptophyta; Magnoliopsida; Malpighiales; Linaceae. The record is from the annotation of a GenBank genome assembly.